CUUCAUUACAGCUCUUAAGUCUCCUGUGAAUAAUUUGUUGAAGUGAUUAAACAUAAACGGCUUUCAUUUAGUUUUUCUCACGUCCGGUUCUAUGCUGGGGAUUCCGUAGGGUGUUAUUUAUGCAGCAAUAGCGCGAGAUGUCCGAUAGAAAAGGCCUUGUUGCAUCAGACGGACUGCGGGUUCUCGAUGUUCUUGUUCACCUAUCAUCGUCUAACAAUUAACUUAUUGUUUAAGCUGGUUGGCAGACGUGCCUUGGCCCUCUGCUCCCGGCCUCUGGUGUCUUCAGUGUGGAGAGGAGAUGCCUACACGUUACAUAGGAGUCCAGCUGCAACUGUGCAGGUGCGAUAUGCGUCAGGACGUAAAGGUUUCCUGGGAGAGUUUGUGGAUAACCUGCGUCAGGAAUUUGGUAAGAAUCAGGAGAUGAAAGACAACAUAAAGAAGUUCAGAGAAGAGGCCAAGCGGCUUGAGGAGUCGGAUGCUCUCCAACAAGCCCGCAGGAAAUAUAAAUCUAUAGAGUCUGAGACAGUGAAGACUUCAGAGGUGUUUAAGAAGACCUUUGGUUCUCUGUCAGAGACGGUAAAGGAGGGUCUUGAGGAAGUGAGUCGUUCUGACAUCGGGAAGAAGAUCAAGGAAAGUGUGGAGGAGGCUGCCAAGACAGCCAUGCACUCUGCUGAGUCCGUCUCCAAAGGAGGAGAAAAACUGGGCAGAACCGGCGCAUUCAGGGCCAUCUCACAGGGUGUGGAGACCAUGAAGAAGGAGAUAGAUGUUGGGGAUGACGGAACUUACAGAGCUCCCUCGCAGCUAAGGAAGAGAAGCGAUUUCUCCUCCCAAGGAGCCGACAACGACUCCAGAGUGUUCGAGGCCAAUGAAGAGGCUAUUGGUGUCGUUCUCCACAAGGAUUCAAAGUGGUACCAGCAGUGGAAUGACUUCAAGGACAAUAACGUAGUUUUUAACAGAUUCUUUGAUAUGAAGAUGAAAUAUGAUGAAAGUGACAAUGCCCUCGUCAGAGCAUCCAGAGCUGUGACGGACACAGUCACUGGCUUCCUCGGCGGUCUUUUCUCUAAGACAGAAAUGUCCGAGGUCCUGACGCAGAUUGUGAAGGCUGACCCCACCUUUGAUAAAGACCUUUUCCUUAAACAGUGUGAGAAAGACAUCAUCCCGAACAUACUGGAGGCUAUGAUCCGUGGAGAGCUGGAUGUGUUAAAAGACUGGUGCUAUGAAGCUACGUACAGUCAGCUGGCUCACCCCAUCCAGCAGGCGAGAGCGCUGGGGCUGCUCUUCCAGUCCAAAAUCCUGGACAUUGAUAACAUCGAUCUAGCGAUGGGUAAGAUGAUGGACCAGGGCCCAGUGCUCAUCAUCACCUUCCAGGCUCAGGUCGUCAUGGUGAUCCGCAGCCCCAAAGGAGACCUUGUGGAAGGAGAUCCGGAGAAGGUGAUGAGGAUGAUGUAUGUUUGGGCGUUGUGUCGUGACCAGGAGGAGCUGAACCCCAGCGCAGCCUGGAGACUCCUGGACAUCUCCGCCUCCAGCACAGAGCAGGCCCUCUAAGAGGAGGAGGAGGAGGAGGAGCACAGGUGAAAAGGCUGGCAUGGGACAUGCAAACUGUGAAGAAGGGCAGAAGACAGAAGGAUGUGCCUGGAACACCUGCAUGUACUGACUCACACAUACAUUAGCAUCUGAGCGCAGAGUGCACCCAUGCUCCCGUGUCAUGCCAGACACUCACAUUUCCGAUUGCUACCCAGAGAAUUUAUGUGCACAUGUAUAUAUUCAUCCACCUUAUGGUGCGGAGAUAUACAUGAAGAUAGAGACAAACUACCGGUAUAUGGUACAUCAAUAGAAAACUAUGCGUCCACCAAUAUGUGUGCGUCUCUUUCACUGGUUAGCUCAGUGUUUGGGUUUCCAGGUGGAGAGUGAAUACUGAACUUUUUAAUUAAUGUUUGAAUGGAUGGAACCAACCUUUUCACCAACUGGCUAAAAGAGGAGCCUAUACCAUUCCCCUCAAUGUCCCCUCACAGUCCCUCCAUAACAGGCUGGUGGCUCUAUCCAAGAAGAUUGGAGGAAGAAAAUGGACCUGUGACUUUACCUGCUGGUCUUGGAGGGACGUCUGAAGCCUAAAACUAGGAUUGAUGUGACCACUGUCUUCGUCAGAUGAUGUAAACAGGAUAUCAAAACGUGGGCAGUGGCAUACAGCCUUGUUGCAUCAACAAACAUAGCUGAGUGGGACAGCAUGAACAUCUUGUUAAUCAGGGCAAACAGGCUUCAAGUUAAAGGAGCAGUUUACCAGUUUACUCAUCACAAGUAAACAGUUUACUUGUUUACUUAAACAGUUUACUCAUCACAUCAUAUACUUAGCCUGUGAAAACAGUUCAUGUCAUCUGUAGCUCUGGAGGGAGCUUUCUACAAUCCCAUAAUAAAAAAUAAAAACCCUGAUGAUUUCAUCAGUUACCUCAGAUUGGGCUGAACAUAUAUGGGAUCCUGUGUUUUUGAAGCUUGACCUAUACUAUGGAAUAAAAGUCAAGAUAUCUAAGCUGCUUCAAUUUCAACCAUUUUAAAAUAGGUGUCUCUUGUGAGUCUCCAAACUUCGUGCAACUGCUGUACCUUUUAGAUUUAAUAGUUUCAUCAUCUGCCUAUGUCUGUGAUCUGCCAACAAACUUGUGAACACUUUGCCUAUGCAAAAAUUAAACAAUUGCCCAUCGAGACAUAGUUUUCGGAAAGAAAAAGGUUGAAGUUUCCUUUUAGUGGGCCAAAUGAACAUUAAAGGAAAUUCAUCUCAAGUACUU
Cottoperca gobio is the source of this 2777-nucleotide messenger RNA. RefSeq names its product mitochondrial import inner membrane translocase subunit TIM44-like. Bases 187 to 1545 code for a protein of 452 amino acids. The transcript is spliced from 13 exons. Lineage: Eukaryota; Metazoa; Chordata; Actinopteri; Perciformes; Bovichtidae. Gene Ontology annotation, biological process: protein import into mitochondrial matrix. Gene Ontology annotation, molecular function: protein-folding chaperone binding. Gene Ontology annotation, cellular component: mitochondrial inner membrane. The record is from RefSeq and is a predicted model, not a curated record.